Molecule: messenger RNA, 1648 nt
Organism: Ornithodoros turicata
Lineage: Eukaryota; Metazoa; Arthropoda; Arachnida; Ixodida; Argasidae
Exons: 2
Coding region: 79-1383 (434 amino acids)
Source: RefSeq, a predicted model, not a curated record
CCCUGGAAGAAACGCGGUGCUGGAAGAAGCAGUGGAACCAGGAGAGGAUGUUCAAAGGCACAGGAACUCCUGACAAAAAUGGCAUGUGUCUCCACAAGGUGGAAACGAAUUACGCAAGAUCCUUCACUGUGGAAGACUGUGGUUAUUGAUUGGAGUGCUGGACCCAAAAUGGAAUACCUGCUCGAAAAAGCUGUUAUGCUGGAGAAGCUGCAUGUCAAUCUCGGUUCAGUUGAUUGGAACCUCAUUGCAAGGUUCUCCGAGCAAUUCGUGCAUUUGAGAGAGUUGUGUGUUCCGCUUUCAGCACUAGCAGACCCUGGAAUAUCUGUCAUAAUAAAGAAGUGCCGACGCAUCGAAGAGAUGACUUUACAUGGCCGCGGAACUUUGCUCGUGAAAGACGUCGACGUCCUGAGUAAUAUUUGCGCGUUGAAAACCCUGACACUCGACGACAGCAUCCGCGUCAACGACGACGUGCUCUCCGCACUGUGUGCUUGCAGCUGCAAGUUGGAAGGUCUCAACUUCAGCGCAGUGCUUAUAACUUGGAACGCAACAUGGCACCACUUUGGAAAACUCCAUUCGCUGAGAUCUCUCGCUGUGAAACACAUUUCAACGACGGCACUGAAAACCGUGUCCAAGAAUUGUCCUGCCCUAGAGGUCCUAAAGGUUGACACUAUCCUAGAAGAUUCGCCGUCAGUGAUGGAUGCACUUUCAUCUAUGAAGAAGCUAAAAACGUUGUUUGUCGUUGGUAACUGCGGAGGAGGAUGGUUUGAAACUGAUCAUAAUUUGCCUCCGCUACUCGAAGCGUUUCACGUCCCUCGCUUAAAGCCUAACGAAUGCCACAUGUUAAAGCUGGCUAACGACUGCAGGAAGACGCUACGUCGCAUCACAAUCUCGGGGACCCUGCUCACGGAAACGUCUCUUCUGCACGUGCUGGUGCUGAGCAACCUGGAGACAAUCAGGAUAGAUGAUGUGGCAAAUGGUGUGGCCCUGCUCCGCAUUGUUCCGCGGCUUCCGCAGCUUCGGACGUUAGAAGCGAGCACGAAAAGUGACAUGGCGGACAUUGUACGAGGACUGUGCUCCGUCGUGAACGUCACCGAUCGCUCCGAGCACGGCCAGACCCUGCUGACCGUGAACAUGCUUUGUGCUUCGCAAGAAAGCCAGGACAGGAUGCUUCGAGAGCUUUACAGAUUCAAAGAAUAUCUGCUUCUAAAUACACGACUCUCGCUGAAGUACGUGAGGGAAUUUGAUGAGAAAUGGUGGCAACUAAAGGAUAGCAAAUUGUACUGGCUUCCCUGUGGAAACAGAGUUCUUCGUACCAUAGGUAUACGCUUCCCUGUUGUCGGGCAGAAGCUGAGACGUUUGACAUUGACUGUAGACAGUAGUUAAUCAAUAUGUGCCCCAUGAAUAUCAUAUAGGAGUGUAAUAGAAGUGUAGUAGAGGUAAUGUAAUAUAGCAGAAUACAUGCAAACAAAAACUGUGACCAGCAAGAAAUUUGUAUAUCUGGAAAACUGGUAUGCUGAAGAACACUGACUAAAGGACAAGUGAGACUGGACACAUUGCUGACUUGCAGGUAACAAAGCUUUAUGUACAGACAUAUCUUUAUAUAAUGACAAUGAUUCCUGUAAAGAAUCUUUUAGGUUGGUCUUGUGAC